Trypanosoma grayi is the source of this 228-nucleotide messenger RNA. RefSeq lists its product as hypothetical. Bases 1 to 228 code for a protein of 75 amino acids. The transcript has a single exon. NCBI's taxonomy places the organism in Eukaryota, Euglenozoa, Kinetoplastea, Trypanosomatida, Trypanosomatidae. The record is from RefSeq and is a predicted model, not a curated record.
AUGACUUUUUACGGAUUGGCCGCGGGGUGUGCUACGUCCCUUGUUUUGUACGCACCCAACUGGUACCAGCGCGAGGAUGACGACCAGAAAUGGUGCGACGAGGCAGAGGUGAGAGAGUACUACCAGGCUCGCCAGCAGCUCUUGGAUGAUUUUGCGCAGGAGGAUAGCGCAAUGGAGGGGCAGGAGGAAGUGAUCCCUACAGCGGAGACGGAAAAAAACGGUGUGUAG